GCCCCGGCGGGGGGCGGCGGCGGGGCUCGCGCCCGACCUCGGCGUGGGAGGCUGCGGUGCGGCCGGAGCGUCCCCCAGGGAGGCCGUCGCUCCAUCACGGCGCGAGGGCCCCGGUCGGGCGAGGCCGGCGGCCCGCUCUCUGGUCGGCUGCGGUGCUGCGGCGGGGCCCGGCGGCCGCGCCCGGGAGGCGCCUCCACGGAUUCAAGAUGACCAACGAAGAACCCCUUCCCAAAAAGGUUCGACUGAGUGAAACAGACUUCAAAGUUAUGGCACGGGAUGAGUUAAUUCUAAGAUGGAAACAGUAUGAAGCUUAUGUGCAAGCCUUGGAGGGGAAGUACACAGACCUGAACUCAAAUGAUGUAACUGGCUUAAGGGAGUCUGAAGAAAAGCUAAAGCAGCAGCAGCAGGAGUCCGCACGGAGAGAGAACAUCCUUGUCAUGCGACUCGCGACCAAGGAGCAGGAGAUGCAGGAGUGUACUACUCAAAUCCAGUACCUCAAGCAAGUCCAGCAGCCGAGUGUUGCGCAACUGAGAUCCACCAUGGUAGACCCGGCGAUCAACUUGUUUUUCCUAAAAAUGAAAGGUGAACUGGAACAGACUAAAGACAAACUGGAACAAGCCCAAAAUGAACUGAGUGCCUGGAAGUUUACGCCUGAUAGCCAAACAGGCAAAAAGUUAAUGGCGAAGUGUCGGAUGCUUAUCCAGGAGAAUCAAGAGCUCGGAAGGCAGCUGUCCCAGGGACGCAUUGCACAGCUUGAAGCAGAGUUGGCUUUGCAGAAGAAAUACAGUGAGGAACUUAAAAGCAGUCAGGAUGAACUGAACGACUUCAUCAUUCAGCUUGAUGAGGAAGUGGAAGGUAUGCAGAGUACCAUCCUCGUGCUGCAGCAGCAGCUGAAGGAGACCCGGCAACAGCUGGCUCAGUACCAGCAGCAGCAGGCCCAGGCCCCGGCGCCCAGCACCAGCAGGACUGCAUCUUCUGAGCCCGCAGAACCAGGAGAAGCAGCGAGUAAAGACUGCAGUCGGCUGGCAAAUGGACCAAGUAACGGCGGCUCCUCCCGCCAGAGGACGUCUGGGCCUGGCUGUCACCGGGAGGGGAGCGCAGCUGACAGUGACUUUCCGUCCUCUCCGGGGAACGGUAACAAAGCCCCUGGCAGCUCGGAGGAGAGGACUGGCAGAGGAGGUAGUGGUUACGUAAACCAGCUCAGUGCGGGGUAUGAAAGCGUAGACUCUCCCACGGGCAGUGAAAACUCUCUCACACACCACUCAAAUGACACAGACUCCAGUCAUGACCCUCAAGAGGAGAAAGCAGUGAGUGGGAAAGGUAACCGGACCGUGGGUUCCCGCCACGUCCAGAACGGCUUGGACUCCAGUGUCAAUGUACAGGGCUCAGUUUUGUAAUAUUUUUCCAGCAAAUUUUUAUACAGUGUCAUUUAAUUGGGGAGAGGAUACUGUCCAGAAAAUUAAUACAUACUUUUGUCACAGUUGGCCUUUUUUGUGAGUGUGUGUUUUUUUUAUUUUUGUUUUGGGUUUGUUUUUGUUUUGCUUCAAUACCUCUGCCACUUUGGAAUUAUAACAGUUAAUUACUUUGAAUGUUGCUAAAAGGACAUUUUGUGUAGGGUCAAGUUAUUUUUAUAUGAGUUAAUGUGAAGUUGUAAAUGGAACUCUUUCCUUAAACUAUAACAUGAUGCUGUCUGUACAAAUCUGUCUUUCUAGAACCUGUGCUGUGUAAGGGCAUUCCUCCUCAUGCUGUUGUACUUACGCACCAUUCAGACUUGUUAGCGUAGAUGUGGGUUGAUGACUGCCAAGUUUUGCUCAGUACAGUAGUUUUUAUCACUAAAAGUGGGACUUGCUAAUGGAGUCCUGUAGUAAUUUCAGUGUUAGUUUUUUCCACCAUACAUCUGUGCAUUUUCUCUUUAGGUGACUGAAUGUGUAAGAAAUGUGUGUGCACAGUUACUCAGUUUUUAUGAACUGUUGUACCCUGUUAAUGCAUAUUGCUCUGUGACUCCAGUAUAUCUUACCUGUACUGACCAAACCUAAAUAAAGAUUUUUAUUGUAACUCCUUCA
Ochotona princeps (American pika) is the source of this 2063-nucleotide messenger RNA. RefSeq names its product WT1 associated protein (gene WTAP). Gene Ontology annotation, cellular component: nucleus. The record is from RefSeq and is a predicted model, not a curated record. NCBI's taxonomy places the organism in Eukaryota, Metazoa, Chordata, Mammalia, Lagomorpha, Ochotonidae. The transcript is spliced from 8 exons. Bases 207 to 1397 code for a protein of 396 amino acids. Gene Ontology annotation, biological process: regulation of alternative mRNA splicing, via spliceosome.